UCGAGCCAGUGUGUCCUUACAGCAGGAACAGAAAAGCUGUAGAGAUUUCCUUUGAAGUUGGCUUCUGCCUGGAGAAGCAUGGAAAUUUGAUUAGCUCUCACUUUUUUUGACACCGCCCCUCUUUGAGGAUUUUAGGUGACAUUUGGAGCUAAAGCUCAAUCCCUUAUAAAUAUCUGAGGAGGGCAGAGGGACACUCAGAAUCUGGCAACCGAGGAGUAGAUUUGGACUAAAGCCAUGGAUAUACAGCAACCUUUCCUACUCUUUCUGUGCGUCCUCCACUUGACCUUAAUGGGAGUGCUGAGCAAGCACGUUGACCACAGGAACCUGUUUACACAAAGAGUGUGCUGCAAGAGGCAGAGCCACUUUGUGUACAUUGGACAAGAUAUUUUAGGAAGUCACAUCAGUGUAGAUGUAGGAAUGUGCAGAUCGCAUUGUGGGGCUCCAACAACACCAUCGUAUGAAGCAGGGAAGCAGCAAUACUCAAAAUAUUCUUCAAUGCUGGACUUCCUCAAGAGCAAAAAAACGAGGACACGUGGACCCGCUGCUUCACAGAGCGCAGGUCCGCUGAACCACCUGCCUUCAUGCGGCGUGACUCAGGUGUGUGAGCCGACUGGGAUGCGCGUGGAUCGGCUUCUUCUGUCCGAGGGACCUCGAGAAGUGGCGGUCAUCGAGGACUGUCACUGUGAGAUCAAGCUGGCCCAGUGCAUCCGAGUUCCCGGACUGAGGACAUACUUCUCUGAAACACCGUAUGAGACAGUCAUUGACGUGGGAGGAUGUUCCCAGUCGAAAGGAUCCCCAGAUGGAUUCUCCUGUGUCCCCACAAAGUUUGAAUCAGCCUUGGUAGAAACCCCUAACGAAGUGGAUCUCAUACAGACUGUGGCAGCCUGUGAGCUGAAGGAAAGCUGUUACAGGGUUCGAUACGUGGAGUAUUAUUAUGAAACAGUCCACCAUGCAGAGGGAAUCAAAGAAGAGAAGCUCAAAGAAAUAGAUGUGGGCAGAUGUUUGGGAAGCUGCACUACAGGAAACCGAUGCCUUCUCAGGAGUCCAUCUGAUCCAGAAAUCUGCCACUUGUGGUCCGAGAGACAGUCCAGUUCCUGUGUUCCUCAGGGAUAUGAGAGCCACAGCUUUGUGAACCAGUAUGGGCAGAUUCGUACAAUCCUGUCCAUCACUUCCUGCCAUUGUCGAAACUAAUCACAGCCCCCUCUGCUGGAAAAAACAAACAAACUUGAAAGACUUGAAGAGGUUGCCACAGUUGGGCCCCAUAUUUACAGUAGCCCAUUGAUGACCCCACGGAAUAGUGAAUAUUAAAGUGAAUUUUUAUUAUUGUAUCAUAUGUAAUAUAUGUAAGAUGCUAAAUGUGUAAAUAAAUUUAA
Molecule: messenger RNA, 1373 nt
Organism: Pelmatolapia mariae (spotted tilapia)
Lineage: Eukaryota; Metazoa; Chordata; Actinopteri; Cichliformes; Cichlidae
Gene: pnhd
Product: pinhead
Exons: 7
Coding region: 235-1191 (318 amino acids)
Source: RefSeq, a predicted model, not a curated record